Messenger RNA from Megalops cyprinoides (Indo-Pacific tarpon), 3180 nucleotides. RefSeq names its product multiple EGF-like-domains 11 (gene megf11). The record is from RefSeq and is a predicted model, not a curated record. The transcript has 22 exons. Gene Ontology annotation, molecular function: protein binding; scavenger receptor activity. Bases 73 to 3180 code for a protein of 1035 amino acids. Lineage: Eukaryota; Metazoa; Chordata; Actinopteri; Elopiformes; Megalopidae.
GGACGACAGUUUCGGGGUAUAGGUGCUGGGGUAUAGCCUUCGGCAGAAGACUUCUCUGCGGGAAAGAAGGACAUGGAGCCUGGGUGUGUCUCCUCCUGUACCCUGGUGGUGUUGUCCAUCCUGGGGUUCACUUCCAGGACAUGGGGCCUCAACCCAGAUGAUCCCAACGUGUGCAGCCACUGGGAGAGCUACGCUGUGACUGUCCAGGAAUCCUAUGCGCACCCUUUCGAUCAGAUCUACUACACCAGGUGCACCGACAUCCUCAACUGGUUCAAAUGCACCAGGCACAGGAUCAGCUAUAAGACGGCGUACAGGCGAGGAGUGAGGACCAUGUACAGACGACGCUCGCAGUGUUGCCCUGGUUACUUUGAGAGCGGAGACCUCUGUGUCCCUCUUUGCACAGAGGAGUGUGCUCAUGGCCGCUGUGUGUCACCUGAUACCUGCCAGUGUGAGCCGGGCUGGGGAGGCCUGGACUGCUCCAGUGGCUGCGAGAGUGACUACUGGGGGCCUCACUGCAGCAACCGCUGCCAGUGCCAGAACGGGGCACUGUGCAACCCCAUCACGGGCGCCUGCGUUUGCACCGACGGAUACCAGGGCUGGCGCUGCGAGGAGCCCUGCGAGCCCGGCUACUACGGCAAGGGCUGCCAGCUGCCCUGCCAGUGCCACAACGGCGCCACCUGCCACCACGAGACCGGGGAGUGCCUGUGCGCACCUGGCUACACCGGAGCCUUCUGCGGAGAUCGUUGCCCCUCGGGGAGUCACGGAGUUCAGUGUGAGCUGCGAUGUCCCUGUCAGAACGGAGGGGUCUGUCACCACGUCACCGGAGAGUGCUCCUGUCCCCCUGGCUGGAUGGGCUCCGUUUGUGCCCAGCCCUGCCAAUUUGGCAGGUUUGGCAUCAAUUGCAGCCAGGAGUGCCCGUGCCGCAACGGCGGGUUGUGUGACCACAUCACGGGGCAGUGCCAGUGUACGGCAGGCUACGUUGGAGACAGGUGCCAAGAGGAAUGCCCCGUUGGCACCUACGGCCCACAGUGUGCCCAUAAGUGCGACUGUCAGAACGGCGCCAAGUGCUACCACAUCAACGGGGCGUGCCUGUGUGAUGCAGGCUUCAAGGGGGAGAACUGCCAGGAGAGGUUUUGCCCUGUGGGGCUCUACGGGCUCAUCUGUGACAAGUACUGCCCCUGCAACACCACCAACACGCUCAGUUGCCACCCCUUGUCCGGGGAGUGCACGUGCGCCGCUGGCUGGGCGGGGCUGUACUGUAACGAGACCUGCCCACCUGGUUACCAUGGCGAGGGGUGCAGGCAGCCGUGCAGCUGUGCCAACGGGGCGGACUGCGACGGCAUCACUGGGGCCUGCAUCUGCGCCCCUGGGUUCACGGGAGAUGACUGCUCUCUAAAUUGCCCUCCCGGACUUUAUGGAUCAAACUGCUCCUCUUCUUGCUCCUGUCAAAACAAGGCUACUUGCUCUCCCAUUGAUGGCUCCUGUUUCUGUAAAGAAGGUUGGCAGGGUGUGGACUGCUCAAUCCCAUGCUCCAGUGGCACCUGGGGUCUGGGGUGUAACCAGUCCUGUGUGUGUGCCAACGGGGCAGCCUGCAACCCCGUGGAUGGGUCCUGCACCUGCUCCCCAGGCUGGAGGGGUGAACACUGCGACCAGCCCUGCCCUGAUGGCACGUAUGGGCUGGAGUGUCGGGAGAGGUGUGACUGUAGCCAUGCCGACGGCUGUGACCCAGUGAGCGGGUAUUGCCGCUGCCUCGCCGGCUGGACAGGAGUCCACUGUGACAACGUGUGUGUCCAGGGCCGCUGGGGACCCAACUGCUCCAUCACCUGCUCCUGCGAAAACGGGGGUUCCUGUUCCCCCGAGGACGGCACCUGCGUGUGCGCCCCAGGGUACCGCGGAACAUCCUGCAAGCGAAACUGCUCUCCUGGAUUCUAUGGUCAGCGCUGCAGUCAGGCCUGCCCGCAGUGCGUCCACAGCGCCGGACCCUGUCACCACAUCACUGGCCACUGCGAGUGUCUGCCCGGCUUCUUCGGCUCUCUGUGCAACCAAGUGUGCUCCACCGGCAGGUAUGGGAAGGGCUGCUCGGAGGUGUGCGUCUGCACCAACAACGGCACCUGCAACCCCAUCGACGGCUCCUGCCAGUGCUUCCCGGGCUGGAUCGGGGACGACUGCUCCCGGGCCUGUCCCCCCGGGCACUGGGGUCCUGACUGCAUCCACAACUGUAACUGUCACAACGGAGCCCAGUGCAGCGCCUACGAUGGGGAAUGCAAGUGUACCCCGGGGUGGACCGGGCUCUACUGUACUCAGCGCUGCCCCUCGGGGUUCUUCGGGAGAGACUGUGCAGAGGUGUGCCGCUGCCAAAACGGGGCGGACUGCGACCACAUGACCGGGCAGUGCACCUGCCGCACCGGCUUCAUGGGGACCAGCUGCGAGCAGAAAUGCCCUCCCGGGACAUUUGGCUACGGGUGCCAGCAGCUGUGUGAGUGCAUGAACAACGCCACCUGUGACUAUGUGACAGGAACCUGCUACUGCAGCCCUGGGUAUAAGGGAAUCCGUUGUGACCAGGCGGCCCAGAUGAUGGAGGAGUUGAACCCGUACACCAAGAUCAGCCCGGCGCUGGCGUCAGAGCGGCAGUCUGUGGGCGCGGUGAUGGGCAUCAUCUUCCUGCUGCUGAUAAUCAUGUCCAUGCUGAGCCUGUUCGUGUGGUACCGCCUGAGACAGAGGGAAAAGGGCCAUGACAUGCCCAGUGUCUCCUACACCCCUGCCCUGCACAUCAACAGCACUGACUACUCCCUCUCUGAUUACAUGAAGGGCUCCAUGUGCAGCUCCAGCACCUGCUCCCUGAACAGCGAGAACCCUUACGCCACCAUCAAGGACCCGCCUGGCCCGGCCUGCAAGCACAACGAGAGCAGCUACGUGGAGAUGAAGAGCCCCGCCCACAGGGAGCUGUCCUUCUGCGCCUCUGCCACGCCCACCCCCACCGCCACUAAGAACGUGUAUGACGUGGAGCCCACAGUGAGUGUCCUGCAGGGAGCCAGCGCAAUGGGGCCCAGUUACUCCCAGAACCCCUACGACCUCCCCCGCAACAGCCACAUCCCCAGCCACUACGACCUGCUGCCCAUGCGCCACAGCCCCACGCACUCCCCGCCCCCCCCAGACAGCCCCCCCAGCUCCCUGCUGUAG